AUGACUGACUACACGACGCUCCAAGUCCACGCCGGCCACGAAGGCGGCGAGCCUGGGUCCCGCGCCCGCGCCGUCCCCAUCGUGGCGUCCACGUCGUUCCUCUUUGACAACGCAGACCACGCCGGCAAGCUCUUUGGUCUCCAAGAGUUUGGCAACAUCUACUCGCGGAUCAUGAACCCGACAAACGACGUGUUUGAGAAGCGCGUGACGGCGCUAUCUGGCGGCGUGGCGUCCGUCGCCGUGAGCUCUGGCCAGGCCGCACAGGCCCUGACCAUCUUCACGAUCGCGCAAGCCGGCGACAACAUCGUGGCGACGUCGUCCCUGUACGGCGGCACGUACAACCAGUUCAAGGUCGCGUUUCCCCGCCUCGGCAUCCAAGUCAAGUUCGCCAACCACGCCGACCCUGCCUCGAUCCGGUCGCUGAUCGACGACAAGACCAAGGCAAUUUACGUCGAGACAAUCGGGAACCCCGAGCUGGAAGUGCCCGACUUUGACGCGAUCUCGGCCAUCGCCAAAGAGCACGAGAUCCCGUUCAUCGUGGACGACACGUUUGGCGCGUGCGGGUACCUCGUCAACCCGAUCAAGCAUGGCGCCGACAUUGUCGUGCAGAGCGCGACCAAGUGGAUCGGAGGCCACGGCACGACCAUCGGCGGAGUUGUGACGGAUGCCGGGACGUUCAACUGGGGCAACGGCAAGUUUCCCAUGAUGUCGGAGCCGAGCCCGGGGUACCACGGCCUGAACUUUUGGAAGGUGUUUGGUCCGGGGGGCGUCUUGGGGGCGAACGCGACGUUUGCGAUCCGUCUGCGUGUGGAGAACCUGCGUGACUUUGGGUCGAGCUUGAGUCCAUUCAACUCGUUCUUGCUCAUCCAGGGCCUCGAGACGCUCAGCUUGCGCGUCGACCGCGCCGCGGACAAUGCGUUGACGUUGGCGCAGUGGUUGGAGACGCACCCGAACGUCGCAUGGGUGUCGUACCCCGGCCUUCCGUCGCACCCGUCGCACGAAAACGCCAAAAAGUACAUGUACCGGAAAAAGUACGGCGCCGUGUUGACCUUUGGCGUCAAGGGCGGGCUGGAAGCGGGCCGGUCGUUCAUCAACAGCGUCAAGCUGGCCAGCCACUUGGCCAACGUUGGCGACUCCAAGACGCUCAGCAAUCGGCGACGGGCGUCAAGCCCGACAUGA
Messenger RNA from Aphanomyces invadans, 1179 nucleotides. RefSeq lists its product as hypothetical. Gene Ontology annotation, biological process: transsulfuration. Gene Ontology annotation, molecular function: transferase activity, transferring alkyl or aryl (other than methyl) groups; pyridoxal phosphate binding. The transcript is spliced from 2 exons. The record is from RefSeq and is a predicted model, not a curated record. NCBI's taxonomy places the organism in Eukaryota, Oomycota, Saprolegniomycetes, Saprolegniales, Verrucalvaceae. Bases 1 to 1179 code for a protein of 392 amino acids.